Molecule: messenger RNA, 2932 nt
Organism: Rubroshorea leprosula
Lineage: Eukaryota; Viridiplantae; Streptophyta; Magnoliopsida; Malvales; Dipterocarpaceae
Source: the annotation of a GenBank genome assembly
AAUCCAUCACUCCUUCGAUUGGUGAAUUGUGUUCAUCUUUAAGAAAAUGGGAAGCUUAAUGUGGUUUUCCCAAAUCCUCUGCCUUUCCUUCAUGUUGUUACAGUUUCGAGUCCAAAGCUCAUCACCUUCUCAAUCUUCUCUCAAUUCAUCACCACAUUUGUGCCGUCCUGAAGAGCGUUCUGCAUUGCUUGAUUUCAAAAGCACUACUAAAUUGGGGGAAUACUGUUUUGAUACUCCUCGUCCCAUAUUACAAACUUGGAAUGAGAGUAAAGACUGCUGCUUGUGGGAAGGCAUCGCAUGCGACAAGCGGAAUGGUCACGUGAUUGGCCUUGAUCUUAGCGGUAAUUGUCUUGAAGCCAAUCUAACUACAAAUAGUAGUCUCUUCCGCCUUGAGAAAUUGCAGAGUCUCAACCUUUCUGACAAUUAUUUUCAUUAUCCUAACAUCUCGUUUGGGUUCAACCGUUGGAAGAGUCUGACAUAUCUUAAUCUCUCAGGUCUGACAUAUCUUAAUCUCUCAGGUUCAGAAUACAUGUAUGGCUCUCUCCCGUUUGAUGAGAUCUUCUUGCUAUCGAAAUUGGUUUCACUCGAUCUCUCUGAUAAUUAUGGUUUGCUUCUUGACAACAUAAAGUUUCAAAUGCUUGUGCAUAACUUAACAGAAUUAAGGUUUCUUAUCCUUGAUUUUAUGGAUAUGUCUCUGGUUGUGCCUUCUUCCUUGCUAAACUUGACUUCUUCCUUGGAGCAUUUGAGCUUUAGCGAUUGUAAUUUGCAAGGAAUUCCAAACCGAGUUUUUCAGCUUCCAUCUCUCCAGGUUCUUGAUUUAAGCUCCAACCCUUAUUUAGGAGACCUCCAAAACAACCGCCUUACCGAACCUAUUGAUCAUGUUGAGAUGCCCAAUCUCAUUUUACAAGAAGUCUAUUUGUCCAAUAAUGACAUGAGUGGUUCAAUUCCUAGCUUCUUCUUUGAUCUUGUGCGUCUUGCUAGUGUGGACCUUUCUUCAAAUAACUUAACUGGCACCAUUACACGCGACAUGCUUUCGAAGCUUGUAAACCUUGAGGAUCUUGAUCUUUCCAAUAAUAGUUUGUUGUCUUUGAGCAAUAAUGGCAGUGUUGUCAACUAUUCCUUUCUUCCGAGCCUCCAGUCUUUAACUUUCUCUUCUUGCAACAUACACAAGUUCCCAGGUUUCUUAAGGAAGGCAGAGAAAUUGCGAGAAUUGGAUAUUUCCAAUAACAAGAUUUCUGGUCAAAUUCACAAAUGGGAAAUAGAAGGGAUGUCGUCAUUGCACUAUUUAAACCUUUCUUAUAACUUCUUGACUGGUAUAGAUUUAUUCGGUUUUGGAAAUCUUAGCACUGUUGACCUCAGAUCCAACUUACUACAAGGAUCACCACCCAUUCUAUCAACAACUUGGUAUUCUAUGCAACAACUCUUCAUUUCAGGGAAUAAUUUGACUGGAGAAAUCCCUUCUUCUUAUUGCAAUUUGACUUCUCUUGAAGUUCUAGAUUUAGCUAAUAAUAGUUUGGGAGGAAAAAUUCCAGAAUGUCUUGGAAACUUGAGUAAUCUCCUGUUCUUGGAUCUGCGGAUGAAUAAGUUCCAUGGUAGGAUUCCAAAUUCAUUUGUCAUUCCAAAUUACAUCAGUUCCUUGUUAACUCUCAGCCUAAAUGGCAACCAGUUGGAAGGGAUACUGCCACGGUCUUUGGUUAAUUGCCGUUACUUGGAACUUCUAGAUGUUGGGAACAACAACUUGAAUGAUACCUUUCCACAUUGGUUAGGUGUUCUUCCAUCACUACAAGUUCUCAUCCUUCGAUCUAAUCGAUUUCAUGGUGCCAUCAACGAUUCUAUGCCUGCAUCUCACUUCCCUCAGUUGAGAAUCGUUGAUGUUGCACAGAACAAUUUUAUGGGUCUUCUACCGAGUAACUAUUUCAAAAUUUUGAAAGGUAUGAGAGAUGUAGCUCCAGUUGAUGUCGAAUGGGAAUACAGUGAUAACUAUACGGCAUGUUUAAGAGACGGACAUUGCCAUAAGAUUUAUAAGGAGUCUGUGAAGGUAGUAAUGAAAGGGUCAGAGAGGGAGCUUGUAAGGAUCUUGAGAACUUUCACAACUAUAGAUUUCUCGAGCAAUCAAUUUCAUGGACCGAUUCCUGACAAGCUGGGAGAACUCAAUGCACUUUUAUUGCUAAACUUAUCUCACAAUAGCCUCAAUGGUCAAAUCCCAUCAUCAUUGGGGAAAUUAGCAGAACUCGAGUCAUUAGAUCUCUCAUCAAACAAGCUUGAAGGUAGGAUUCCAGAGCAAUUGACAAAGCUGACGUUCCUAUCAGUUUUGAAUCUUUCACAUAAUGAACUCGUGGGCCACAUACCUGAAGGGAAGCAGUUCAGUACUUUCUCAAAUGAUUCCUACAUUGGGAACUCUGGGUUGUGUGGAUUCCCAUUGACAAAGAAAUGUGGAGAACCAAGGCCACCUUCAUCGCAAUUUGAUGAAGAAGAUGACUCUACAACAGUCUUUGAGUGGAAGUUUGCAUUGGCAGGGUAUGGAUGUGGAUUGGUGUUGGGACUUAGUCUGGGAUACAUUGCCUUCACUAUAGGAAAACCAUGGUGGUGCAACCAAGUGCGGUUGAUUUCCUACUUCCGGGCAGAUCUGGCAACAGUUGCUUCUUGAGCUUGUUUCCAUCUUUUUCAUGUUCAUUGUUGAUAUAUAGUUAUAUUGACUCGUGUGGGAAUUAUGGUUAUAUAUGAAUUUGUGUUGAUUUCUUUUGGAUUUGAUCUAUCUACUCUGCACGCAGUUCUCGUGUGUUUUGUUACUGUAAUUUGAUCCUUCUGUGAUUUUUGCCAAUCACAUUUUAUCCUUCUGCACGCAGUUCUCUUCAUAUCAUAUUUUAUCCUCUUCUUUUGGUUUGGUUGCCUUUGAACGGUGCGUUUCACUGAAUAAAAAUGAAAAUUUCUU